UGCAGUGGGGGACACAGGCCCCAUCGAUUCAACACAACUGCAUACAUAAGCACUUACUAAUAAUAAAGCUGUGUUUGUAUGUCAUUUUCAUGGAGUACUACCGUUAACACAUAUGGAGUGUCAAGAGGAAAAGCCGAUCAUCUAUACUAUGGAAAACAAGCCGAUUGUGACAUGUGCUGGAGACCAGGCCUUGUUUACGUUGCUCUACACCUCAUUGGCCCAGCAACUUCCCCGGGAGCCAAUGGAGUGGAGGAGGACAUAUGGCCGCGCACCGAAAAUGAUCCACCUUGAGGCUAAUUUUGUCCAGUUUAAAGAGGAGCUGCUCCCCAAGGAUGGAAACAAGGCCCUCCUCACGUUCCCCUUCCUCCACAUCUAUUGGACUGACUGCUGUGACACAGAGGCUUAUAAGACCUCGGUGAAAGAGGACAUGUCGCGGUGGCAGAACAGCCUUCGGGUCCACGGAUCAGCUGACUGGGUCAUUAUCGUCGUAGAGACCAAUGAUACUAAGAAGAAGAACAAGACCAACAUCUUACCACGGUCGUCCAUCGUGGACAAAAUUCGCAGUGAUUUUUGCAACAAACAGAAUGACAGGUGUGUGGUGCUGUCAGAUCCUCUGAAGGACUCGUCUCGCUCUCAGGAAUCCUGGAAUUCUUUGUUGCUCAAGCUCCGAACUCUGCUCCUCAUGUCCUUCACCAAAAACCUGGGGCGCUUCGAAGACGACAUGCGCACACUCCGAGAGAAACGCACGCAACCUGGCUGGAGCUUCUGUGAAUACUUUAUGGUCCAGGAGGAGCUGGCUUUUGUUUUUGAGAUGCUGCAGCAGUUUGAAGACGCCUUGGUGCAGUAUGAUGAACUAGACGCUCUUUUCACUCAGUAUGUCCUGAACUUUGGAGCUGGAGAUACAGCUAACUGGUUGGGCUCGUUCUGCGCCCCUGUGCGCUGCUGGAACGGCCUGUUGCUACGACGACCCAUCGACAUGGAGAAACGGGACGGGAUCCAGCGCGGGGAGGCCAGUCUGCUAGACCUGAGGAGCUACCUGUUUUCUCGACAGUGCACCUUACUCAUCUUCCUCCAGAGGCCCUGGGAGGUCACCCAGAGAGCCCUGGAGCUGCUCCACAACUGUGUCCAGGAGCUGCGACUACUGGAGGUGUCGGUCCUGGAAGGGGCUCUGGACUGCUGGGUUUUCCUCAGCUGCUUGGAGGUUCUGCACAGGAUCGAGGGCUGCUGUGAUCAGGCUCAGUUAGCUGCCAACUGUUCUCACACUGUGGGCCUGUGGGCCUAUGCUACUGACAAGCUGAAGUCUCUGGGGGAACUCUGUGGCCUGGUGUCAGACAAGGGCCCAACGUCUGAGGACCUGAACAGGACGGUCGAUCUGCUGGCUGGACUAGGGGAUGAGAGGCCUGAGACUGUCAACAGUUUGCAAAGCCCUUACAAAAAGUUGAAAGAAGCUUUGUCAUCUGUGGAAGCAUUUGAAAGGCACUACCUUGAACUAUCUCAUGCUGCUAUGGAGAUGUACAGGGCCAUCAGCCGGAUGAGGUCUGCCAGACUGGUGGGGAAAAGCCUGGCUGAGUUCUACAUGAGGAAGGGCGACCCUGAGCGAGCAGAGGCCUUCUUACAGGAAGCUCUGAAGUCGUACGUAUCGGAGGGCUGGAGCCUCCCCGUCACACACACCAGGAAACAGAUCGCAGAGUGUCAGAAACUGCUGGGCCGAACUGAAGACUACUUACAGACUAGUGCCUUGUUGGCCGGUGAUGUGAAUCUGACCACAGAGGAGAGAAAGCACUUUUGUCAGGAAAUUCUGACCUUUGCCAGCAAGUCUGGAGAUCAGUCUCAGAAAGUCUCUCUGAGUAUGGGAGUUUUUGCUCAGCUCACGCGUCUCCAGUUCUGUCCAGCGACGGCCUCUGUCCAUUCCGGAGCCGUCCUGAAGGUGGAGCUCACCCUGCGCUGUCUAAUGCCCGUGUCAGUGCGCAUACAGCAGCUAGCCGCCAGCAUUCACUUCGACCUGGAGCACGGAGGGACUCAUGGGAGGUUGAAGGGAGCUCAGAGGCAAACGAACCCAGGGACAGUAGACUUUAUCCACAGCAGCUCCUCAGCGGGGCCACCAUCCUCAGCUGGGGGUCCGUCUUUAGAGCUUGACGAGAUUCAGGACAGGAGUCCCUCGGACAAUUCUCUCAACUCUACGGGAGUUGUGUGUAAAAACACUCACCUGAUCAUGCGUCGCCAUGACAGCAGCUCGCCGUCGGACACGCCCAACUGCGUCAGUCCUCUGGCUGUUACAAUGAAGGAAGAAGCACAGAUGCUUAAAGUGCAGGAUGUCAUGUUAGAGCCUGGAAAUAACAGCAUCGUAUUCACAGCACCUAGCGGCCAACCGGGUACUUACACGUUGCGUCAGCUGUGUGCCACCGUGGGUCAGGUGCAGUUUGUGCUUCCUCACAUCUACCCAUCGGUCCAGUACGAAGUCUAUUCUCAGGAGCCGCAGCUCACUGUGGAGCCUCUCUCAGAGCCGCUUUUGGCCGGACUGCCUCAGAUGGUCAAGUUCACUCUGCUGACGGGUCACUACACUGUGAAGAAAGGUGACGCUCUGCAGCUCAGCAACACCGACUCCAUGCCCAUCCUCCCCUCCGCCAGCUGCUCGGCUCGCAUCAGCAACACCGCCGCGGAACUGGUGGGUGAAAGCGUCCUGUCCAUCCAGUCCUCGGAGAAGGUGACGAGCAUCAGCCUUCCCUCCACCCCUCCCUACCACACACUGGAGUUCCAACUGGAGGUGCUGUGCAUCAUCCCGUCCGGUUCCGAGCGGCCUGCAAACGAGAGACUCACAAACGGGGAGGUCCGCCACCGGCCGCGCAGCUACAGUCACCCCGACACCCCAAUGACCGCCAUCGACCAGCGGAUGUCUAUCGAUUGUCCUUGGUCGAUCUAUUCCACGCUGCUCGCCCUUACUUUCUACAUCCCCUUCAAAACCAAACACUCGCUACUUUCUGCUGGUAACAGGAAGUACAUCCAGGUGUGUGUGCAGAAUGUGUCCGAUGUGAACUUCACGCUGGCAGAAGUGAAGCUGACAGAGAAGCAGCACGCCUCACUGGAGCUGCAGUCACUCAACACUAAAACACAACAGCUUUUGUGCAGUAAGCACAGCGUGUUCUGCCUGUGGGAGGUGAGGUGGAAGGAUGACCUGCCCUCCUGUCUGCAGUGCGUCUUCUCUGCAAACUUCUCGCCGUUCAACCAAGACGUGUCCGCCUUCAAGCCCUUCCACUACCAGUUUCAGCUGGAGAGAGUCACUACUUUGUACAGCGUGCGAGCGGAGAUCCUACCUCCACCAGGUGAACAAUACUGUCGCUCCGGGUUCCUGUGUGGACUGGAGGUGUGUAUCACUCGACUGACUGAACCUGCCGAGGGGGAGACGGGAGAGGACAGUAAGACGGACACAGAUGGCCUCAGAACCACCAAACUCAUGUAUGAAGUGGCUGACAGCAGCAGUAACUGGGCCGUGUGUGGGAAGAGUUCAGGGAUGGUGUCCAUGCCGAUGACGUCCAACGCCACCCACAAGGUGCAGAUCGAGGUGAUGCCGCUGUUCGCUGGACACCUGCCCUUCCCCAAGAUCAAAGUGCUCAAGUACCUGCCUCACACCGCACCUGUGGCCAUCCAGUCUGACCCCGACAGCUGCGUGGAGGACACUCUGUCCCUGCUGGACAAGCCGCUGGACGACCAGGGGGACACGGCGAGCAUCCGUAGCCGAGGCAGCGUUCACUCCGUCGGCAGCAACGAGCAGCAGCAGCAGAAGGGCGUGGCCAUGCCGCGGCUGGAGCCCUUCAGCCCCGGGCAGGUGUUCAACCACAGCCACGCACGACAGGUCCUGGUGCUGCCCGCCACCGACGACCACAUCAUGGAGGUGAAUGCCACAUGACCCUGGUGGCAACACCACCCGCCCCCUUCUCAUAGGACUGAACCCAGACCCUGGAUGGACUCCGCUGAGCUUUUGGUCCAGGGCAGAACGGGUCCAUGAGUCCAUGUCGUAGACCGCCCACAGGUCGCUGGUAUGGACUCAGCCCUAAGCAUGAAAUGUUCACAUCAUUGGACUGGACACACUGAAGAGCCAAUGACAUCUGCUGAUAUAUUUAAAUAAAGAUUUUUCUUUGCCAUACUUUGUACAUAGCUCAUUGGAUGGAUUUGUAGUUAUAAAUAUAUAAAUAUAUAUAUGGACUGAUCGAUCUGAUCAACACUCCUCUGAUUGUCCCAUGAUGCACCAAAGCCCUGGAUGUGUGUUUGCUUCGAUCAGUACUGUACCUUUGAGUGUGUCUGGCUCAUAUGUGGUCAUGGGUUUUACAUCUGAGCCACUGAAUCAACAUUCAAGUCAUAGACAAACAUUCAGAAUCCUCAUCAACUCUGUUAUAUCUGACGUACUGAAAAUAUUCCCUCCAGUGCAUAAAGGUGAUCCCUAAUGCUGGGCUCUGAUGGGGGACUCUGUGGUCCCAGACUCGCACCAGCAUACCCAACAUGUGCAAAAUACUAGAAAACGACUAACGUGGCUGUGACGCAUCCUGAGAAAUGAACUAAAAUGUGACUUCCCUUCACAGUGGAGGGAGUUUUUCAGUACCCACAGGAAUAUUAGAACAUCAUCAUAUUAUUGUGUCCAGUUUAAUAACCUUUUACAGCAUCUUAAAUUCUGUUAUCUCAGCUAUAAACCAAACUCCAGACACAUAAAAUGAAAAGCAUAUUUAAAGGUGCAAUAUGUAACAUUCCUAAACGCUAUGUGAAGUUUGUGUUGGAGUCCGUUUUUCUAAGCUAGUCUUUGCUAGUAUCAUAUACCGUGGAGUGAACGCAAGUCAAGUAUCCUCCAUAUAUAAAUCAUUGAACAGGCUGUUAUCAUAUUAUCAUGGAUGUAGGCAAAUGACACAGAUGUUAGCUUAGAAGUGGAUUUAGCUUCAGUAACUGACCGCUCGCUAGCAGAAUGUAUUUGGGGAGGUGCUAAUUUUUUAAGCUAAGUUACAUCUUGUCUGAAAUGGCAAAGUGAUUAAAGGUUCUAUCAAGUUUGCUUUUGUGUUUAUGGGACAUUUUGUGCUGAGAGUCUGUUUCUUGUUAGCUGACAUCUCUAAAAUAAGGACUAGAUCCAUCAUAACAGCCUGUUCACUGAUUUCUGUCUCGAAGACUUGCCCUUUUUUCCUUCAAAUGUCAUGCUAGCUCCUGUCCUCUGGCUACCGUUAGCUUAGAAAUACAAUUAUAUUGACCCAUGAAGACAACUGAAUUUUACAUACUGAUUCUUAAACACAUGUAACAUAUUGCACAUAAAACCUGUCAUGAUCUGAAAAAAUUAAAAUAACUGUUCGCUGAGUCAGUUACAAUUAUCAGAGUUGUUAACAUUGCAAUUUUCUUGUUAGACUUGGCAACUCUGUAGAGCACUUUAGCGAGGGUUUAGCGCUUUCUUUGGCAGAUUUCAGCGCCGUUCCCUUAAAGGAAGUAAUAAAUAUUUCUUGGUGAAUUAUUAUUGUUAUCAUUUUGUUUUGGAUUUUUUGACAAUACAGAAUAAAAGUGGUGCCAUGAAAAUGUAAAUUAGCAUUGUUUAGCAAGUUUUUAAGCAGGCUUUAGCUCCUAGCUGUUUUCUGGACAGAGAGGGCAGAAAACAAAAGAUAUAUAUCAGAUAAAGUCACUGUAGCUCUUAUGUAAUUAUGAUCCUGAUAAGUUGUGAAAAACACCAAAAACGCACAGCUGUAAAUUGUAUUUGUAAAUAUUCUGACAUCACUUUGACUUGCUUUUGACCGUAGGGAUUCUGUAGGAAAACAAACCCUCUAAAAUUACUGCAAAUGUUCAGUUUUCUCUCAUUUUUUUUCACUUGAUUGUAAAAGUCUGAGAUGUAAAAGCAGUGACCACAUGAGUCGGGCUCUAGUGUGUAGUUCUGUGUAUGUGUGAGAGUUGUCGUGUCUGUGUGUGUGUUUGGUCAGGUGAGACAUUUCUAUACGGAUCAGCACCAGUGCACAUUGUCUAUCUAUUGUCUUACCUAUCAGUGAAUUGUUCAUAUACCGCGUGUGUAUAUUUAUUCUGUGUGUGUGUCUGUGUGUGUGGGGUGUGUGUGCGUCGACAAAUCCGUCUCCGAGCUAUGCACAUGUACCGUCUGAAAGGCUGAAUGUCAGCUCACUCUGCCCCCUCCCCCCUUUUCCCUGCCCCCCCACCCCAACACACACACUGUAACUACAGCCUCCUGCUCUUCUUCGACCACUGUACAUACUGAUCUGUAAAUAAUGAUUCAAAUCCAAAUCAUCUUUGAUUGCCAACUAUAUUAAAAAAAAAUCAUUGGAACUGA
Sphaeramia orbicularis (orbiculate cardinalfish) is the source of this 6295-nucleotide messenger RNA. RefSeq names its product trafficking protein particle complex subunit 10 (gene trappc10). NCBI's taxonomy places the organism in Eukaryota, Metazoa, Chordata, Actinopteri, Kurtiformes, Apogonidae. Gene Ontology annotation, cellular component: TRAPPII protein complex. Bases 113 to 3904 code for a protein of 1263 amino acids. Gene Ontology annotation, molecular function: protein binding. The record is from RefSeq and is a predicted model, not a curated record. The transcript is spliced from 23 exons. Gene Ontology annotation, biological process: early endosome to Golgi transport; intra-Golgi vesicle-mediated transport.